AUGACUGUUAGCUUAAUGGAGACAGCCCAAGACGAGCUCCCAAAGAUGGAAGUCGAUUCAGUGCCCAGCAAAGUAGACAGCAGUGCCGCGACCAUCCCAACCGAAGUCACUCCUCUUGCUCCGGUCGACGAUCUUUUGGCCAACAACAAUAUGGACGUUACUACUACAGAGGUCAAAGUAGAGAUAAAGGACGAACCAAAUAUUGAAGCCAACACUUCUGCAACAGCUCCGGACGCUGCUCCCGUUGCUACGUCUUCUUCUGGAAAUGCCCUGGCUGGAACAAAACGUGAACGUGAUGAAGAUGGUGAAGAAGGCGACGAUGCGUCGAAUAAACAACAGAAGCUGGCCAAGCAUCGAUAUGCAAUCUUGUUUGGAUACAAUGGAAAGAAGUAUCACGGUCUGCAAAUGCAUGAUGUUUCUGCUGAUGCCAAGGAGCUGAAAACUAUUGAAUCUGAGUUGUUGAAAGCCAUGCAUACUGCUCGACUUGUAUCAGACGAAAACGCCGAGAGCAUGAAAAAGAUUUCCAUCUCUCGAAGUGCACGUACUGACAAGGGUGUUUCCGCUUGUCGAAAUCUCAUUGCUGUCAAGAUAAAGAGUGAAGAAGUUGCAAUCAAGACAGUCAAUGAGCUCCUACCACCGGAAAUUAGAGUUUGGAAUCUGUUACGAGUAGUUGGCUCAUUUGACGCUAGACGAACAUGUGAACAACGAUCCUAUGAAUACUUUAUGCCUACAUAUGUCUUUGCAGCGCCUCAUCCCUCGUCCAACUUUGAACUUCGAGGAGGACGCUGUGAGACUAAAAUCGUCAAUGAACUGGGCCACGUUAUAGGAAAAGUAGACGGAAAGGGCAACUUUGUCGAAGAUAUUGUACCAGGAGCCGAAGGAAUUUACAAACACCUAAACACCAAAACUCAAAAGACCCUCAUGUAUGAACCACUAGACAUCACACCUAAAACACCCGAAGAGUUACUAUUACACCGACAACGCCGUGCUGCGCCUGAAGAAUUAGCUAAAUUCAAGGAAAUAAUGAGAGCAUAUCUAGGAACAAGAAACUUUUGGAAUUAUACAGUUGGAACCAAGUUUGCGGAUGCGUCAGCUACUCGUGUCAUGAUUGAGAUUGAAGUGAACGACCCUGAGGUCAUCAAGUCUCCCAAAGGAGUGGAAGUUGAAUGGAUUCGCAUCAAGAUUCAUGGACAAUCCUUCCAACUUCAUCAAAUCCGAAAGAUGAUGGCUAUGGCAAUUCUCGCUGUGCGAACUGGUACUCCAACAGCUAUAGUUUUACAGUCCUUCAGCAGGAAGCGAGUCACAAUCCCCAAAGCUCCUGGUGUCGGUCUCUUGCUCAACAGUCUCUUCUUCAAUCGCUACAAUGCUGAUAGGGCAAACAGACGCAAACAAGCUGGUUGGGCUGAAAUCGACUAUACACAAUACGACGAGAAGAUUGAAAGUUUCAAGAGGGAACAUAUUCAUACAGCCAUUCUUGCUGACGAGGAAGAGAAGAACACAUGGGAGGGAUGGACUCGAUUGAUUGAUCGUCAUUCAGUGUGUUAUCUUCACUACUUGAACAAAGAGGGAGAAGUGCUCAACAACAACACGACAUGGUCUCCCCGCCAUGUACGUGGGCAGGCUGAUGAAGAAAUGGCGGAUAAAGAAGAAGAUGAAGAAGACGAAAAGGUUGGUGACGGGGACGGUUGA
Molecule: messenger RNA, 1689 nt
Organism: Synchytrium microbalum
Lineage: Eukaryota; Fungi; Chytridiomycota; Chytridiomycetes; Synchytriales; Synchytriaceae
Exons: 9
Coding region: 1-1689 (562 amino acids)
Biological process (GO): tRNA pseudouridine synthesis; mRNA pseudouridine synthesis
Cellular component (GO): nucleus
Molecular function (GO): RNA binding; pseudouridine synthase activity
Source: RefSeq, a predicted model, not a curated record